This is a messenger RNA of Ostertagia ostertagi, 2457 nucleotides long. The record is from the annotation of a GenBank genome assembly. NCBI's taxonomy places the organism in Eukaryota, Metazoa, Nematoda, Chromadorea, Rhabditida, Trichostrongylidae.
AUGCGGCCUGAAAACAUGACCACUCACGUAGAGAGUAACUAUGAUAGAAACUUGGAUGAUGUAAUAACACAACUCCUCGAUGCUAGAGCGAAUUUCGUCACGUCACUGACUUUGAGUUUACUCCCGCACUAUCUUUAUUUGAUCUACUGCGUGUCAAUUUAUAUCAUGGAUGGCUCCCUGAUCCCCAGAAAGGCUGUUGGAGAUUUAACCUACAAUCAGCUUGUGGAACAAAUUUGUGACGAAUCAAACUACAAUCGAUUGUUACUGCAAGAGUUUUUGGAAGAAAAUGUCACGCAACUGACUUAUCAUGGAUUAAUUGGUCUCAUGGAGGCAAUGCAAGAUGGCGAACUAGCCGUGUUAUUUCGAAAUAACCACUUCCAUACGAUACAUAAAAGAAAGGAUCUACUUUACUUACUCGUGUCCGACAGUGGCUACGUUAACGAGCCAUCCAUUGUUUGGGAGUCCUUCAAUAAUGUUGACGGAAGUUCGAUUUUCUUCGCAAGUGACUUCACUGUUGGCUCUCCUCGCACCAGUAGUGCUACAAAUGAAUCCCAGGGACCCAAGAGAUGCAAGCUUGCGAGGAAGAACUGGCUAGACAAGAAGCUGAAAAAGCUGCCGCUCAAAAAGCUGCAGCACAAGCUCAGCGUUAUCCUUCUCCUACAGAGGAAAGACGCUCCAGUUAUGAGAGAGCCACACACAGAAAUAGCAGACCGGUUACUGCAAAUACAGGGUCCAAAGACAAAAAGUGCACAAUCUCGUGAACACACACAUUGCCUAACGCAUUCACACUGCUGCACCCAAUAUCCGGUACGUCGGAGGUACUUAUGCCAAGAGAUACAUCAGGUCCAAGCCGAAAUAUUUGUCGAUAUUUUGCCAGUGGUUGUUGUACUCAGGGUGAUCAGUGCACUUACUCAUCAUGACAGGAAUAUGGUCCGCAUAUCUCGUCUGCUAGUAUGUAUCAACGGCAGUUGCUCCUAUGGUACAGCCUGCAGAUAUGACCACGUUCGUCCUAAGAAGGACGCCGGAGCUGAUGCGGCAAACGGCACCGUAUCAGCCCCGAAACCAUCAUCCAUACCCAAACCUGUGAAAUUGCCAAAGCCUGGUCUAAAUACAGAUGCUGCUGAAUUCAUCCCAUCUUGGAAACGUUCUGCGCCUGGAAUAUCAUAUGCUGCAGCAGCAGGUGCGAUUGAAAGUGAGGGCGCUUUGCUACCGCUGUGCCCGUAUUUCGAAGUGGGAGAGUGCACUAACGAACAAUGCCAAUUUGUGCAUGGUCUUGUUUGUGAUAUGUGCUCUCGUGCAUGCAUCCAUCCGUACGAUGAGAAGCAACAAAAGCAGCACUUUGCAGAAUGUUUAAAGCAGCAUGAGCUAGCCAUGGAACAAGCAUUUGCUGAAGCAAAGAGUAUAGGAAAAUGCUGUGGGAUUUGUAUGGAAAACAUCAUGGAAAAGGCACUCCGUUUUGGAAUACUGGAAGGAUGUCGUCAUUGUUUUUGUUUGGACUGCAUUCGAGAGUGGAGACGGAAUCAAACCUUCGAGACUGAUGUUGUUCGAUCAUGUCCUGAAUGCCGCCAACAUAGCAAUUUCGUGAUUCCGUCAACACUUUGGGGGUUGAAGAUGACGAGGAGAAGCGUAUAUUGUGCGAAGUGUACCGCAAUAACAUGUCACAGAAACAGUGCAAAUAUUAUAAGAGACGAGUCUUUCUCACGAAUACAAAAAGCAGUCCGUGAAUAUAUUGUAUGUGCGAACGAUUGCUAUGAUUAUCGCCUCCUCUCUCAAAUAAAGGGACAGUUGGCUAUGAUAUUCAGUGAGAAAGACGAGACGAAGACCGAUUCAGGAGUAGUCAUGGAGCUGAUCACAGCAGAUGAUUUCGAAUGGCUGAGUCAUCUCAUUAAUGUGUAUCAAAUGGAUCAGAACGAAAGUGUCCGCUUGGAAGGGCUGUGUUGUAUCUCAUCUUUGGUCGACGCUUGCCAUAGUCUUAUUCCCUUCCUCCUCAAUUCACGGCUUCCAGAAGUAUUGGCUUUGGAAUUUCAAACCGUUGAUUCUACGCUGACGGAUUUGCAUUUAAUCGCCCUAAAACUACUCACGAAGAUUUAUUCAACUGACAGACCGCCUCCCCUCAACCACUUCGAGUUCUUCGAUUGGAAUUUCUUCAUGAAGAUUAUUGGACAUCUGAAGGAGCAUCCGUCCGAGAUACUUGACUACAUGGUUAACUUUAGCUAUCUUAUCCCAGAAGGCAUUGAUAAUGCGGUGGUACUCGCUCUUGGAUCUACCCUUAAUCGCCGGCUCAAGUUCUUCAUAGACAUUGUUGAACAUGGUGCUUUGUACAAAGAAUUAUUUUAUGAAAACGAUCUCGACGUCUUGUCGCAUGUAGUUGCAAGAGAACUUGGGAAUUCUGAAGUUGCACAAGUUCGUUCUCGUUGCAUGGAGUGUAUUGCCGAUGGCAGAAAUAGGUCACUGUGA